Messenger RNA from Aspergillus chevalieri, 843 nucleotides. RefSeq lists its product as uncharacterized. The record is from RefSeq and is a predicted model, not a curated record. NCBI's taxonomy places the organism in Eukaryota, Fungi, Ascomycota, Eurotiomycetes, Eurotiales, Aspergillaceae. The coding region runs from base 1 to 843 and encodes 280 amino acids. The transcript has a single exon.
AUGAAGCCGUACAUCCCCGGUCCCGGAGAGAAGAUCAAAAGCUAUCCCGCUGGCGUUGUUUCAUUCAUCUCUCGAAUGUUGAACUCUUACACAGCUGUUGCUACCCGUGGUCGUGGACUAGUUCCCUUUAUCCACUCCUCUCAGAUGAAACAUCCCCCCAGCUCGCCCCUGACAACGUGCCUGAGCCUGGUUCGGAUGUGCCAGAACCCAUUACCCCGCAACGAGGACGCAGCUGCAGUGAUAAUCCAGCGCGAAAUGGAGAAUAUCACGGCAGUCCGCGAGAGCUACUAUGACAUGUCUCUACUGGCUGCAUUCCAAGCGUAUCUCGUGUACACAGUGGUCCUCUUUUUUCGCCUCAGCCAAACUGGCAACAAUCACCUGCGCCAGGCAAUGAUCAAUCUGCAGGAGCUUGCGCACGCUUCUUGUAGACGAGGACUUGUAUGCGCUGCUGAUCAACACCGGACCCGGCCCAGAUGGGAAGAAUGGAUUGUCACUGAGGCGAAACGUCGAACUUUGUAUGUGAUGUAUCUUUUCGAUAGCAUCCUAUCUGCCCAGGAGGGUCUCCCUACCUAUCUUGGUACCGAGCUGCAUGGGCUCCCUGCACCUGCUGCCAAGUCUCUGUGGCAAGCGCAAGUUCGGGGAGAUUGGGAACGGGAGUAUAACAUCUAUUUGGCGGAGUGGAUGGAGCAGGCUCUCACUAUUGACGAACUCUGGCCAAUUCCUACGGACUUGGACGAAUUUGGCAUUGCGAAGAGACGGGAAAGAGUUGAUCAUUGGCUGGAAAAUAUUGAUGAAUUUGGGACUAUGCUCUAUGCGGUCAUGAGCUGUACGCAUGGUAGUUGA